Bipolaris zeicola 26-R-13 is the source of this 1728-nucleotide messenger RNA. RefSeq lists its product as uncharacterized. The transcript has 4 exons. Lineage: Eukaryota; Fungi; Ascomycota; Dothideomycetes; Pleosporales; Pleosporaceae. Gene Ontology annotation, biological process: amino acid transmembrane transport. Bases 1 to 1728 code for a protein of 575 amino acids. Gene Ontology annotation, molecular function: amino acid transmembrane transporter activity. Gene Ontology annotation, cellular component: membrane. The record is from RefSeq and is a predicted model, not a curated record.
AUGGAUCACGAAAAGGCCUUGCACUCGGAUGAGAAGGCGAGCGUCCCUCAGCCUACCGUUGAGUCGGCGCGUGAGGAUGGCCAGGUCGAAUGGCGUGACCAGGAGGACUUCAUGACCCGCAACGGUCUCAACCUCAAGUCCUUCCAGCGCCGUCCCCAGGCCGGCCCCAUGGUCGAGCUCGACAAGUCCAUGAAGACUCGCCAUCUCCACAUGAUUGCCAUUGGUGGUUCCAUUGGUGCUGGUUUCUUCGUCGGUUCAGGUGGUGCUCUCAGCAGAGGUGGUCCUGCUUCGCUCCUCAUUGACUUCUCCAUCAUGGGAGUCAUGAUCUUCAACGUUGUCUAUGCUCUUGGUGAACUCGCUGUCAUGUACCCAGUUUCUGGUGGUUUCUACACCUACUCGACUCGCUUCAUUGAUCCUUCCUGGGGUUUCGCCAUGGGCUGGAACUACGUCUUCCAAUGGGCCAUUGUUCUACCGCUCGAAUUGCUUGUCGCUGGUCUUACUGUGCAAUACUGGGAAGGCGCCCAAGGCAUAAAUGUCGCCGUCUUCAUCACCAUCUUCUGGGUCUUCAUCAUUCUAAUCAAUGUCUUCGGUACUCUGGGAUAUGCCGAGGAAGAGUUCUGGUCGUCAUGCCUCAAGCUUGGCGCUACAGUUGUCUUCAUGAUUAUUGCCCUCGUCCUCGUUUUGGGUGGCGGCCCUAGCAGCGGCAUGUACAGCGAAUACUGGGGUGCUCGUACCUGGUACGACCCCGGCGCGUUCAGCAAGUACGGCUUCAAGGGAUUCUGCAGUGUUUUCGUCACCGCUGCCUUCUCUUUCUCCGGUACUGAGUUGGUCGGUCUGGCCGCUGCCGAGACCAAGAACCCUCUCAAGUCGCUGCCUGGUGCUAUUCGCCAAGUCUUCUGGCGUAUCACCCUCUUCUACAUUCUCGGUCUCACCUUUGUCGGUCUUCUCGUACAGCACGAAGAUGAGCGCCUGAUGGGUGGCUCCUCCGAUGUCAAUGCCUCGCCCUUUGUCAUUGCUGGCAAGAACGCCGGACUCGUGGGUUUUGACAGUUUCAUGAACGUCAUCAUUCUCGUCUCAGUCAUUUCCAUCGGUGUGUCUGGUGUCUACGGUGGAUCUCGUACUCUUACCGCUCUCGCCGACCAAGGCUACGCUCCUAAGCUCUUCACCUACAUUGACCGCGCUGGACGUCCUCUCUAUUCUGUCGGCUUCGUCAUGAUGUGGGGCCCUCUUGCCUACAUGAACUUGGCUUCUACCGGUGCCACCAUCUUCAACUGGUUCGUCGCCCUUUCCGGUCUUGCUGCUCUAUUCACCUGGGGCUCCAUCUGCUUGGCCCACAUUCGUUUCCGCAAGGCCUGGGCAUACCACGGACACACUCUCGACGAGAUCCCCUUCAAGGCUGCUGGUGGUGUCAUCGGCUCUUGGAUCGGUAUCGGCAUCAUCAUCAUGGUUUUGGCUGCUCAGUUCUACACUGCUGUCUCUCCCCUCAACCUGCCUGCCGGUAAGAAGACUGGUACCGCGAGCGACUUUUUCGAGGCUUACCUUGCCAUCUUUGUCGUCGGCGCCUUCUGGGUUGCCGGUUACUUCUGGAAGCGUGAGGGUUGGCUCCGCACUGCUCAGAUGGAUGUCGACACUGGCCGUCGUGAGCUUGACUGGGACUUGAUCAACAGGGAGCGUGCCGAGAUUGCCACUUGGCCCGCGUGGAAGCGUUUCAUGCACCGCAUCUUUUAA